AAAUAUAUUAUUGCCAAUUGACUAUAAAUAUUAAACUGAAUUGGGCAAUCAGUAUCAGUUCCUUUGCUCAUAUCGAAUCGGCAACUAACUUUCAAUCACUGAAAAUGAAAUUCGUCUUCUGCUUUGCUCUCUUGGCUUGCCUCAUUGCCUGUGGCAUGUGCUGUGACGCCGAUAGCAACAACAUGCCCUCUUGCAACACCAAAAACGUGAAUGUACCCGUUCGCAAUUUCUGGGAUCCUACCGGCUACUGGGAGUGCAAAUCUGCCACUGGCACCGCUGAAAUGAUCCACUGUCCCGAUGCCCAAUUGUUCGAUGAAGCCAAGGGUCAAUGCGUUGCCUGGAAUGAAUGGACCUGGACCAAUCCUUGCCCUGCCAACAACUAAAUGAUGAUGUUCUAGACUGAUCAAAAUCAUAUUUAAAAAAUAAAAAAAGACU
Messenger RNA from Musca domestica (house fly), 435 nucleotides. RefSeq lists its product as uncharacterized. The record is from RefSeq and is a predicted model, not a curated record. Gene Ontology annotation, molecular function: chitin binding. NCBI's taxonomy places the organism in Eukaryota, Metazoa, Arthropoda, Insecta, Diptera, Muscidae. The transcript is spliced from 2 exons. Bases 105 to 383 code for a protein of 92 amino acids.